This is a messenger RNA of Grammomys surdaster, 1579 nucleotides long. It is a transcript of the gene Acd, whose product is annotated as ACD shelterin complex subunit and telomerase recruitment factor. Gene Ontology annotation, biological process: telomere maintenance via telomerase; telomere capping. Gene Ontology annotation, molecular function: telomeric repeat DNA binding. Bases 207 to 1466 code for a protein of 419 amino acids. The transcript is spliced from 11 exons. The record is from RefSeq and is a predicted model, not a curated record. Gene Ontology annotation, cellular component: chromosome, telomeric region; telomerase holoenzyme complex; shelterin complex. NCBI's taxonomy places the organism in Eukaryota, Metazoa, Chordata, Mammalia, Rodentia, Muridae.
CCCCGGGGAAUAAAUUGUCAUCAACCAGCAGCUAGGUUAGCCAGCAAGACCAAGGAAGUGCUUGCACAGGCGCAGAGCCGCGAAUGGGCGGGGUCUCAAUCUUAGGAUCCACCCAGCGGUCACGUGCUUCCUCUCCCACCAGAGACAGAGCUGCGGUGUUCGCGGGAAACUUCUUCAUGGGGGUCUCCUAGGGUGCCGCCGUGCUAAUGUCGAAUUCAGGAAGGCUGGUCCUGCAGCCCUGGAUUCGAGAGCUGAUCCUGGGCUCGGAAACACUGUCAAGUCCACGAGCCGGGCAGCUGCUCAAGGUACUCCAGGACUCGGAGACUCCGGGCCCAUCUUCCGCCCCUGACACACCUCACACCGGGGCCGUGUUGCUUGUGUCAGACGGAACUCACAGUGUCCGAUGCGUGGUGACGCGCAAUGCCAUCGACACCUCCGACUGGGAGGAGAAGGAGUUCGGAUUCCGCGGGACGGAGGGUCGCCUCCUGCUGCUGCAGGCCUGCGGGCUCCGCAUUCAGGUGCCUCAGGACCAUGCGCCUGCGGAGUUCUACCUCCAGGUGGAUCGCUUUAACCUGCUGCCCACGGAGGAGCCCCGGGUACAGGUGAUUGGUUGCAAUCAGGAUUCAGAUGUGCAGAAAAAGCUCAAUGAAUGCCUUGAGGACCACCUUUCAGAGUCUGCUUCGUCCAGUGCAGGCCUAACCCUGACUCAGCUUCUGGAUGAGGUGAAGGAGGACCAGGAUCACUGGGGAGCCCUAGUGUGUCUAGCUGAGAGUUGCCUAAUGCUAAAAGGUCCUUGCAUAGCAACCCCCCUCACCCACUGGACCACCUCUCGCUCCCAGGCCACGGGAGAAGCUGUGUACACUGUGUCUAGCUUGUUGCUGCACAUCCCUGAGGAUGAGGAACAGAUUCUGAGUUCUAAAGGCUCAAGUCAGGAUUCACAGGAAACCCCUGCUUCCCUCAGUCACAUGCCCCCGGAGGAAAGCGGAGCCAGCAUUAGCCUUCUGUCAGCUUUGGCCACAUCGGACCCUGAGCAGAAGGACAACCCCCAGCCUCCACCAGCUGUUGGCUCAGCCUCCCCAAGAGCUCAGGCCCCCAAUUCCCCACCCUGCAGUUCUACACCCAGCUCCCCACUCUUGACCUGCACUCCCAGUCUCUCACCUCUUCAACAUGCCCCUAGUUCAUGCCAGGCCCAAGAGACCAGAGCCCAGGCUCAUAAGCUGGAGUUCAGGGAGCUCCAGUGGCCCACCAAGAAACGGCAGCUUCUUCCGAGAACAGGGGCCCAUGAGCCCUGCUCUGUGUGGGAACCCCCAAAGAGGCAUCAUGAUACUUCUGAAUUCCAGUAUAAAUAUGAGAAACCCUCUGCUUCCCUCCAUUCUCAGGUCCAAACUGCCAGGCUGUCUCCUCAGCUUGUAGCUUGGGCCUUGAACAUAGUGAUGGAGUCAGAGGCUGAGUUAACGCAGGUAUGAGGAGUCACUGAGACUUAUCAGAGGAUGUGUACACAUGGGCCUACGGACAAACAGUAUUCCACACUCUGUUUCAUUCAAAUUUUUUAAUAAAAUAAUUUCAUGCGGCAGGAGAA